This is a messenger RNA of Rhizopus microsporus ATCC 52813, 4231 nucleotides long. RefSeq lists its product as uncharacterized. The record is from RefSeq and is a predicted model, not a curated record. The transcript has 3 exons. Bases 90 to 4193 code for a protein of 1367 amino acids. Lineage: Eukaryota; Fungi; Mucoromycota; Mucoromycetes; Mucorales; Rhizopodaceae.
AGAUAUCUUUUAAAUUCACAAGCGUGUGUGUCAAUAUCACUUACGUUUGGAAUAUUUUCUCUGCCUAUCUUUAGCGCCAACUGCAGCAAAUGUAUCUCCAAAACAAAAGACCUAAACAGCAAUAUCAUGACGAAAGAGAACCCUAUUCAAUGAUCAAGUGGGAUCCUGCCUAUGAAGAGCCACCUAACUCCGGCUCGCUUGGAGCAGACAUUCCCGAUUUAUCCAGCUAUCGAAAUGUGUGGGACCAACCUCUUGAGAAUCAACAACAUGUUUGGGUUGCACCUGUGUUUCAGCCUGAGCCUGAAAUACUAAAGAAGCCAGAGUAUGCUCAAUUCGUAGAGGCGCAGCAAACAUUCCAAGAACAAGAACAGGACGACGAGCACGAUGAUGGAAAAAAGCUGGAUCGACCACAGGAAGAAGAGCAUGGAUAUCAUCAGGAAACUCAUGAUAACAAUAACAAUUCGGAACAACAGAAUCAAAACAAAUCCGAGGUGAGUCAUCCGAUCGCGUUUCCUUGGGAGGCAAACCCACACCAUUUUCCUGCUCCUACUCGUGUAUGGCAAGAUGAGAUGGUGAAGCAAGAUAAUUCAGCUGAUAGAAAGAAUGAAAGUAAACAUGAACAACAGGAGGAGCACCACAAUCGUCAUUUGGAACAUAAACAACAUGAGCAACACGAACAAGAACGUUACUAUCAUUACGAAGAACAUCAACCACAGACAUACCACCAUGUAUCUUCAGAAACAGUUCACAAUCAAGACACGUUUGAACAAGCCCAUGAUCAGCUUGACGCGUACCAAGACACUACACCAAGUUAUACACUGACUGAAUGUGAACCUGAGGAAAAACAAAAUCAACAUGAACAGUUGAAUGUAGAGCAUGCGUCGGAAAAGGAACGAGAAGAGACUAAAGUUUCAGCACAUGAUCAGCAAGACGAGGCAAAUCGACAGAUAGAAAUCGAUCGAGAAGAAGAAGCAACGGAGGAGGAGCAUAAACAGGCUCCUUUAUUUGCUAUUGAUGAGAUCCUCAGUCCUUCGGUCAAGAACAAGAUUGAUGAGUUUAUUGCCGACCUACAUAAAGACGAAGAGGACGAUAUUAGUGAUAGAGAUCUCAUUCCCAUCAAUUUCAAAGCGUCCAGUAGACUGCAUUCUGGCAUGUACACACCUUCACCCUUGGGUAGUCGAAACGGCAGUAGAGUAGGCAGUCGCACAGUGAGCCGUUCGGGAAGUCGCAGGGCAAGUAUAGUAUCUAGUAGACGUAACUCUGUGCCUGGUACGCCAAAGAGAUCGCCUGUUGCUUUAGAUAUCUCUGUGCCCACUUUGGUGGAUGAUAGUAUACCAAACAUCGAUCAGCCGUCCAAUCUUUUUGCUGAUUUUUCAAGUUCCAUAUUUAACCGUAAAACUCCGUACACCUCUGCUGCCGCUACACCUGCUGUAGCUCUUACGCCUGAUGUCGAACAGAGUGAAUAUUUUGGCCAUAUGAGUGAGACUCUUUCGGACAACGAGGAUGAGGGGUUCGACAACGACUCUUUCGAAAUGACAAACUAUGACCUGAGCGAAUCUUUAGACGUAGCGUGUCAUAACAAGGACAUAGUAACCAAGUGGAAUCCUUUGGAGGCAUUAGAGAAUCUCAAGUCUCAAAGUGAAAGCAUGAUCCUUCGAAAAACAUUAACAGAAGCAUUGACCAAAGCAGCCAAGGAGCAAGAGGAGCUCGAAAGGCUUGAACAACUGGAACCAGCAGAAGAAAAGCCAAAGAGAGCGCAAAGAUUCAGAUCUGCUUGGGAUAUUGAUGACGAUACUGAACUCGGUCUACCAAGUGCCCUUGCUUCAGGACAAUCGUCUCCUCGUACUCCGAUUAUGCGUGGCCUAUCGAGCAAUUUGUCAAGAGAAAUUGAACAAGAAAAGGAGAGAUAUCGUCAGCAGCGUGAGUCUUUGUCGAUGACUCAACCACAAACCGCAAUCGCUUCCCUUCUUGAGGCUGAAUUGGACUUGUCUAGAGGAACCUUAUUUAAAAAGAAACACGAGUUCCAGCAUGUUCAACAGAUGCCAUCAGAGGCUCAAAGCACGCCUUUCCCAGCGCCCCAUUUGGGUCAGGAUGAGGAAGAAAAGGCGUUUACUGCAUAUUUUAGUGAAGAUGUUAUUAAAGAGGCAAAGCAAAGACUUGAUAUUCUCAAGAACGAUAGAGAAGAACAAGCGAACAUGGACGGCACUUUACCACUCCCAGUGUCAACAGGGUUCCUUGUAGACGAUAGAAAACUCUCGACACAAUCCUCACACAUGUAUCAGCACAGUAAGUACCAAUUCGGUGAUGACUUUGACAGCAAGAAUUAUACUUCCAAUUUUGGCUUUGAUGAGCACCAUAAGCUCAAGAUAUACCAGUCUGAUUUGAUCCAACCUGACAUUCUUGCAACCGUAAAGCCAACAAACACUGUUGAGGUCAAAGAAAAUCCUCUAAGAAAGACAGAAAAGAGUGAUAGUACUCAGACGAGUCGAAAUGAGCGGCUGGAAAAGAGGAUACAUAGUGAUCAUACCAGACAAUCUCGGCAAGAAGACCUUCCUAAAGAAUAUGAGCAAACCAAGUUGAAUGUCAAGGAAACAAUUGCUAUUGAAGAAAUGGUUACUAUAGUUCAAACCGAAAUAAGAAAAGAGAAAACGACGACCGCAACCGAAGAAGAAAGAGCAAUCAUCACAAAAGAUGAGACGGGUUCUACAAGAUCAAUAGCAACCACAGGACAGAAUGCUAAGAGCUCACAAAAGGAAGUCGUGAGCUCCGAAGAGGAAUAUGUCAUUGUGGAAACUGAUGAAAAAUGUCAACAGUCCGAACAAACAGCUUCUGAAGAAGAACAUACAGAAACCGAGAAAUUAAAGCAUGCUUACAUUAAAGAUCUAUGUGUAAAGAGGGUAGAUGAAUUUGAAAAAGAAAAGCAACCAGGUGAACAAAAGGUAGUCGAAAAUAGCGAAAGGGUACGGGAGAUUCUUGUUGAAGCAACAAAAGAAGACGAUCAAAAGAAGUCUGAGCGAUUGGAACGUGAAGUAUCAAUAGUUAACAACGAACAUACCCAUAUUCAUGAACUUAUCGACGUCGAGACCCAUGGUCAGACUGAAAAAGGAAGUAUAGAACAGCAAGAGAGUGCUGAUGGUGGAAGCGAUGUUCAACAAGAGACAUUUGAAGAGCAUCUUCACGAACAGUACACAAUGAUUGAUUCGAAUGUUGUUGAAGCAGGAAAUUACACGAUUGAUACGAUAGAAGUUGAAGAUGACGAUAUGGAAGAAGAUGAUGUUGAAGAGCAAGUGGAUGAUGAAGCACUCAAGACAAAUGUUGGAUUUAUUGAAGUGCAAGAAGAUACUGAAGAAACCAUGGAAACGAUUGAAAUUGAGGAAGGCGAUGAAGAACAGAUACUGGAAGUAGAUGUUGAUCCUUUGGAAGAACAACGAACUGCUGUUAAAAGAGAGAAAGAAUUUAUCGAACUUGAAGAUAAUUUUGAUAAAGGAAUCACUGAAGAAUGCGUACACGUUGAUACGGUCGAAGAACAAGAUGAAAAAGCGACAGAAAUCAUCGAGAUUGAGGAAGAGUCAAUAGAAGUUGAAACAAUAAGGCAAGAAGCAAAUGUGGAAACAAUAGAGAUUGACGAAUCUUCUAGAGAUGUACAAGUGUUUACGAAAGUUGAUGCAUCCAGUAGCUCUAAUGCCUUUAGUCCGGCCAGGACUAUGAUCGCUCCAGAGAAAUCAACGGUACAUCACUCAUUAGCAACUUCGAGCGGAUCUAUACAUACUGAGAGCCAUGGAACAAGUAUACAAGUAAAGGAUGUGGAAGAAUCGUUGACAACUCAAGUGACCUCCCAAAUAACAGAUUUGCCUAGUAGUAAGUUUAGUGCAGCAAGGACUAUUAUUACUACUACAACAACCGAACGUUCAUCGAAACCCACCAGAAAACUUUCGAUCGCCGAGACCCUCCUUUCUUCUCCAAGACCGAGUGUAGCUCCCAUUGUGACCACACCGGUAAUUAUCCAAACAUUUGAAGGAAAAGGCGAUACACCGGUGAUAGAUCAUGAAGUUGUUAAUCGCGUAAGAACAUUCGCAAGAUCAAGGACUGUUUCCGCGUCAUCUUUAGACAUACGCUCUUUGUCAUCUCAAGCGUCCUCUUUACCCCGCCGCUCUUAUACCUUUGGACCUAAAGAAUCAUCAUCAUCCCCUUAGCGCCAUUCUUUUUUGAAUAAACUGUAAUACAUCAUGUG